This is a messenger RNA of Belonocnema kinseyi, 3603 nucleotides long. RefSeq lists its product as uncharacterized. Lineage: Eukaryota; Metazoa; Arthropoda; Insecta; Hymenoptera; Cynipidae. The record is from RefSeq and is a predicted model, not a curated record. The transcript has 9 exons. Bases 247 to 2370 code for a protein of 707 amino acids.
ACAGUAUUGAUCAACAGUGCUGUGACAGCUGCGAAAGCUGAACAUGUAUUGACUUAGAGCGUAUCCUACCUCCGUUUAUAUUUCGCACAAGUUCAAGUGUUUUCGACCCACCUCUUAAAGAAAGAAGUUAAUACCAGACAUUUCAGUAACAUUGUUAACGGAAAUCCGCGAAAAGUAGUUGUAACUCUAAAAAAAUUGGAACGUAGCGUGUGUUUGUUCAACCAAUGCAAGUGAAAUUUCCUUAGUAUGGCACAUACGCCAGACGGAGUACACGUUGUCGGUAAAAUGAAAAUGGGGAAAACGAGGGGUGUACACGAAACAACCCCUGAACUACGCAACCGGAUGGUGGGAAUGUAUGAAGCAGGUCUGGGCCUGCGGGAAAUCGCUGUUGCAGUUAAUUGUUCUCAAAGAACGGUAAAAAGAUGGUUGAACCGUUUCGAUAAAGAAGGAACAGUGGAGACACGAGAGCGUUGUGGUCGUAAAAGAGCCACUACUAGUGAACAAGACGAUGCCAUUAUUCAACUUGCGACACAAACACCGAUAACAGCCGCAAAAGCUGUACUGCCAGCUUUGGGUCUUUCGUGUUCCGUCGAUACAGUGAGAGAAAGACUACAUAAGGCUGGAAUUCAUAACUGGAGUCCGUCACGCAAACAUAUGCAAAGAAUUCCUUUAGGAAAGGAGACGGAUGGAGGGACUAUUCAGCAAGCUGUGUGGCGUCCUACAGGCACGCAACUUGGGAAGAAGAGGUGUGGAAAAAAUGUUAAUAAGUCUAAGAAAGGCGGAUCUUCUCCAAAGAAAAAAGUUGCGCCUCACAAGAUUAGAGCAAAAGAUCUUCAUGUUGGUGACGGUGCACCUAGUGAGACGCUGAAACAGCCAGUUGUACAGCCUAGCUUCAUCUUUCCUCAGCAGAGUGUUCAUCAGCAAUCCAACACUGAAAUACAAACGCCUUCUCAGCCGUUAUCGUCCACCCAAGUGAUAUUUGCAAGUACUCUGGACCUUGUUCAGCAACCGCAACAUCUUUACCAUCACCCAGGGCUAAACGUCCCCCAAAAUUGGCCUCUAGACUUAGUGCAGAGUAGUCAUCAUUAUCCACAGGGGCAAACAAAUACAAUUCAGCACAAUCAACAUUUGCAACAUCUUCAUCAGGAACUACAGUGUCGUCCUGAACAACAUCAAGAGGCAGAACAACAAGUCUGUCGGCAAGUGGAGGGACCACCACAAAAUAUCCAUUCUCAUCUGCAAUGUAUAGAACAGCAACAAGUGCAGCAGUCAGAGCGACUGACCCAAACUUCCUUGUCUGCUUCACUAGAUAUUUCUGAAGCUUGUUCCAAUUCGAGUAGUUCGAACGAUAUUAGUCAAAUGUCAAAUGACAAACACGAUACAGCGAGAGACUCAUCGAAAAAUGUAGAAGAGGGAUCAAAUCGACGAAGAAAAAAGAAGGGUGGCAAAGUCAAAGGGACGCUGGAAACCAGCGUUGAAAUUCGGAAUCGGAUGAUUGGAAUGUCGGAAGCAGGACUCUCGACCUUGUCUAUUGCCUUGGCGAUUAAUAGAUCUGAGCGGACGGUUAAACGGUGGCUAGAGCGAUGGCAUAAAGAAGGAAAUGUUCAAACGAAAGAAAGAAAAGGACGAAGAAGAAUAACGACUAAAGAAGAAGAUGAAGCAAUUAUUGCUAUGGCAACGCAGCAUCCUUUAACAGCUGCUAAAUACGUUGCACCUGCUUUAGGACUGAAGUGCAGCGUCGAUACGAUUAGGGAAAGGCUUCAUAAAGCAGGCAUCCAUAGUUGGAAAUUGGGAAAGAAACAAGGGGAGGGUAAUGCUGUUCACACAGUCCAUCUUUGGCAGCCCAGUGGAAAUCGCUCCAAAAAGCUAAAGCUUCUUGCUGAUAAGAAAAAAAAAUUACCCGUGACUGAAAAACAGGAUGAUGUUUGUGACGAUUCACAAAAGCGAUCAGAUAGAAAGAAGAAAGUCGAAAAUUUACCUCUGAAAACAGUUCCACCACCCGCAAACAUGAUCCAUGAAGAAAGCAGCAUGCAGUUUCAAAAUCUAAACACACUAGUGGCGUCCUAUGUUUCAGCUCCAUCUAUAAUUCAACCACUUCAUACUCUCCCAGCCAACUCGACGCUCACGCCUUUACAACUAAUGCCUGCAGAUCCACACGGUCCUCCGUCGGGGCCAACGCCUAUGCAACCAAUGGGACCCAUAAUGCAGCAAAGACCUGAUUGUAGACUUGUGCCCACCUUGGCAGUUUCUUCCUCAAGUCAAGCAAAUAGUGUAGCAUAUACGUCAUGUAUGGUGGCUAAUAACAAUCACGCAUGUCAUAUGGAACAAGCAGAUCCCUUGAAUUAUGAACCCUAUAUUUGGAGCUUUUAAAUCAAUGGUGACACACGCCGAGUUGGCCCGGAGGUUAGUUCGGUCGUUAGCGGUGGGAGGUGCCAUCGCCUCAGCACCAGAUAAGAAGGAAAGCCCAACGGUGGCAGGUGCCAUCGUCUUAUCCUCCAAGGCGGAGGACAGCCCGGAAGAACAGGAGGGAACCGUUGGAGGUGUCGGGGUCUCCACCCUAACGCAGGGAAGGCGCAGACUGCCGCCCGCGUGGUCGCUAUCGGGCCUGGACUAGGACCGUCCACUCCCCGAAGGAGCGGUGGAUUACGCGGCCCUAGUUCAAGCCUAAUUGAAUGCGGGACGCUCGGGAGAGUUGAGUGUGGGGCAAGCGCCGGGGCCCGAUCCAGCGGGGGAGGGGGUAGUGGAGCUCCCGAUGGAGGAGAGGAUCCGGGAGAGGCUGCGCCCUGAUCCGCAGUUCCGCAAGAGGAAGAGGAGGCCUAUGAUGUUGGGGGCCACAAAAUCAGAGCGGAAUCUGUGCAAGAAGUGCGGCAGUCGGGAGCACAGAUGGAACCAGUGCCCCCGCUGGAACGAGCCGCAGCGCAAAUAGAAGCAUUGUGAGCACUGUGUGAUGGGGGGGGGGUGUUUCCCCACCAAUAAAGAUUAAUUUUUUUGGAAUCCUCUGCAUUAUUAUUUUGCGUGAUUAGUGAUAAAUUAGUUGUAAAAGUCCUCGCUAAGUAAAAUUCAUGUAGCAUUUAACCAAAGUAAUUAAGUAAGCGGGUUCAUCAUGGAAGCGUAAUAGGUUUAACUUUAAUAAAAGAAACGCGAGUUAGUGAUUAAUCAAUAAGUAUGAUUAAGUGGGCACGUUCAUUUCUGGAACUUAAAAAUUCUUAAGAGUAAUAAAACGGAUAAGUUAAGUUAGCCAUUAGAAUUAAGUAAGGUGGUAGUGGAUGGGAGACACCACACUAGUCUGAUCGGUAAUCAGAAUGAUUGAUUCGAGGCGAGUCUUCGAAGCAAUUAUUCGGAUACUUUGGUAUCAUACGUUAAAUAAAGCUUUAACAUUUUUUUUUAUUAUUUGUUAUUGACACACCGGUAAAUGAUGGUGUGUGGAACUCGAGGUUGGCAAUUGACCCGUUUCAACAUGCAUUUUUUUUGUUUAAUUAUGUUUGGAAAGACACAAAAGUGAAGGGCCUGCCUUGUACUCGACCCAGUGGGUCGAGUCUUGUCAGGGGGGAGUUGUGACGGGGCACUGUAGACCCCGCACAAAAACAUAAUAAAAUAAACGUU